This is a messenger RNA of Acanthoscelides obtectus, 210 nucleotides long. The record is from the annotation of a GenBank genome assembly. Lineage: Eukaryota; Metazoa; Arthropoda; Insecta; Coleoptera; Chrysomelidae.
AUGGAAAUACGAGGGCUGGGCGCAGAUGAUGUGCAAAAGGUGCAAGCACGUCUUUUGACGACUUCCUUCUGCGGCACUACGACCGCGGACCGUGCAAAAACAAGCUCGGUCACUCCUGCGCCUCCGUUCUGUGGCAUCGCACGCAAGUGGUCGGCAUCUUCGCCAGCUUCGGCAUCCUGCUUCUGGUCACUUCGCCGCUCCUGUUGUUAG